Cuscuta campestris is the source of this 1381-nucleotide messenger RNA. The record is from the annotation of a GenBank genome assembly. NCBI's taxonomy places the organism in Eukaryota, Viridiplantae, Streptophyta, Magnoliopsida, Solanales, Convolvulaceae.
UUUUACUCAAAAUUCAUAUCCCAAAACUAUUCUGCUCGUUUAGAAGUGCUACUACUCAGCCGGAGCAAAGAGAAGAAAACUCAUCGCCGUCCUCCACAAACCCCGAUGACUGGCCAUUGCUAUUGCACUUCAAAGAAGCCAUCCCCAAUAGUGCACUAGGGUUUGCAAUCUUUUCAUUUCCCUAACCUCGAUUCGGCUGUGAAGAUUUCGUCUUUUCCAGAGAGAUAGGGAGUGUGUCUUAGGGAUUUCAGAGAGAAAAUACAUCGGACAAGAGAGGAAUAUGACGGAGGUGAUUCUCCACAUCUAUGAUGUGACGAACAGUGCCUCCGACAAGACCAACAACACCGUUCUUCAGAUCAAUAGGUUUUUCAAAGAUGGUAUUGGUCUUGGCGGCAUCUUCCAUAGCGCUGUCCAGGUUUAUGGAGAUGAGGAAUGGUCUUUUGGGUUCUGCGAACAAGGUACCGGAGUAUUUAGCUGCCCUGCUGGAAAGAAUCCAAUGUAUUCCUAUCGUGAAAGCAUUGUUCUUGGAAAAACAAACUGUUCAAUUUUCAAAGUGAACCAGAUACUGCGGGAACUUAGUAGAGAAUGGCCUGGCUUCUUGUAUGAUUUACUGUCGAAAAACUGCAAUCACUUCUGUGAUGAGUUCUGUGAAAGACUUGGUGCCCCCAAGCUUCCUGGUUGGGUAAAUAGAUUUGCUAAUGCGGGUGACGCUGCUAUGGAGAUGGCAGAAAACACAGCCCUUCGGCUGCGUCAAGCUAAAACCGAGAUUGUUUCAGCAAGCAAAGUUGCUUAUCGGUUCCUUGCAGGAGUUGCUUCCAGUAGUAAUUCCCCCGAGUCCCCCGGAAGUUCCAGCAGAGAAAGUCCUAGAUUCCAAUCAACAUGGUUUAAAAAUAUUGUUUCUAUAGGUGCCAAACCAUCAAGUAAUUCGGGCGUAGAGUGUGAGAAUUUAGAGGUGACACAACAGCAGCAACAUGAAGCAUUCCGGAGGCAAAACUCCUCACGGUAUGAAGCAGCAUAAGGGAAGGGAAUGCCUGGCCUCUAUCACCAGACUUUGAGGUGACUUGUUCUGUUGUUGCGUUGUUUGAUCAAUGUAUAUUGACUGCCUACUUUUCCAUGUAGUCGGUGUUCUAUAAUGAUGUGCCAUUGUUGUUAUUGUAAGCUCUUUCUUCACACACCUCACGCCGACUUGAUUUGCCAAUUGGAAGUAUCUCAAACUCUUGAAUGGGAAUGUGAUUAUAAGUUGGAUCCCCCAUGUAGAUGGAUGAAGUUUCAUUGUGAUUGGCUGUACACUUGUACUUUUGUAUUCAUUUUCUGACUCUGUUGUAAAUUGGGGAUCUUAGACCCCUAUGUUGUUUAAAGAUUACCCAUCACUUUUCAUAUU